UUUUGCAUUAAUCAAUGUAUUAUUGACAAUUGUCCCAGAUAUUACACAGCCCCGUUCAUCAUCCUACUAAUACACGGAUAUUGUGAACGAUUCGUUGGAUUGUUUGUUAUUAUAUAUUAACGACUGUAGGUGACACCAGAAUAUUAUAACUCCAUCAAACAGGAUGACGUCAGAAAACUGUAACUUUUUUCAAGCCGGUGCAACAAAGGAAAAAACCAGUGGUCACUCCCAUGACCAUUCCCAUUCCCACUCCCAUGAACACGAACACGGCCAUACCCACGAAGUUUUAGAUGACCCUGGUAGUUUUAUAGAUAGAGAUAAACCACUUUACAGAACAGACUGGGAUCAGAGAGCUUUUACUGUGGGUAUUGGUGGUCCAGUGGGAUCAGGUAAAACAGCCCUAGUAUUAGCUUUAUGUAAAUACCUGAGAGAUUCUCGUGGUGUAUGUGUUGUAACCAAUGACAUCUUUACCAGAGAAGACUGGGAGUUUUUAGUGAGAAAUGAAGCACUACCAGAAUGUCGUAUGAAAGCAGUUGAAACCGGAGGGUGUCCCCAUGCCGCCAUUAGAGAAGAUUAUUCAUUAAAUAUGGAAGAGGUAAAAGAUCUGACUGUAAAAUACAAACCAGAUAUAGUGUUUAUUGAAUCAGGGGGAGAUAAUUUAGCAGCUAAUUUUAGUCGAGAGUUGGCUGAUUAUAUAAUAUAUGUUAUAGAUGUUGCAGGUGGUGAUAAAAUACCACGUAAAGGAGGACCAGGUAUAACACAGAGUGAUUUACUAGUUAUAAACAAAACAGAUUUAGCUGAGGCUGUUGGUGCUGAUCUGAAGGUUAUGGAAAGAGAUGCAGCUCUGAUGAGACAAAAAGGACCAACAAUAUUCUCUCAAGCCAAGCACAAUAUCGGAAUCAAAGAAAUAGCUGCCAGUAUAUUAUUAGCUUUUGAAUAUCAAACCCAGUUUACAAAUUAACAAACAUAAAGACCUCUAAAACUAAAGA
This is a messenger RNA of Patella vulgata (common limpet), 989 nucleotides long. Its product is annotated as urease accessory protein UreG. Gene Ontology annotation, molecular function: nickel cation binding; GTPase activity. The record is from RefSeq and is a predicted model, not a curated record. The transcript has 8 exons. Bases 164 to 961 code for a protein of 265 amino acids. Lineage: Eukaryota; Metazoa; Mollusca; Gastropoda; Patellidae.